This is a messenger RNA of Pestalotiopsis fici W106-1, 2202 nucleotides long. RefSeq lists its product as uncharacterized. Lineage: Eukaryota; Fungi; Ascomycota; Sordariomycetes; Amphisphaeriales; Sporocadaceae. The transcript is spliced from 3 exons. Gene Ontology annotation, biological process: transmembrane transport. Bases 1 to 2202 code for a protein of 733 amino acids. Gene Ontology annotation, molecular function: transmembrane transporter activity. The record is from RefSeq and is a predicted model, not a curated record.
AUGGCUCAAGAUGCAAAACAAGCUCGGCGCCCAUGGCAAGGGAUAUUUUCCAAGAAGCCAGCAGGGCAUGGUUCCCCAAGCUCGGGCGAGGAGGAGAAGCAACCGCGGCCAGUAUGGAAUAUGGGAAUGUUGAAUGACAAGGAAACCAUUGAAGUUCCCGGAUCUGUCCUGCUACUUGCCCAGGGCCGCAAUGAGCCGUUGGGAUUAAGGAACGCGCCAGCAAGAACCUCGCAUUCAUCGCUGCCCACCGGCGUUCCUGUACCAGAGCCUCCACAUCCAGCUGCCGACGAGAAGAAGACAACGCAAGAUGGCCAGAUCAUCCUGGAUCCCCAACCGGAUGACUCGCACAAUGAUCCCCUGAACUGGGCUGUGUGGAGGAGAGAUUCUGCCUUGCUCUCGCUUGGGCUUUACUGCAUGAUAGGCGGUGGUAUCACGCCUUUGAUCGCGGCAGGCUUCACCAACGUGGCUGAAGAUCUUGAUGUUGCAGUGAGCCGAGUGUCACUAACCACGGGUCUCUACAUGAUGGGUUUGGGCAUUGGCUCCGUGAUAGCCUCGCCGACCGCCAUUCUCUACGGAAAACGUCCGGUUUACCUCUUUAGUGCCAUUCUAUGGAUCCUGUCCACUGUAUGGUGCGCUUUGUCGCCAAACUUCAUAUCUCUUAUCCUGGCCAGAAUUGUCCAGGGCAUCGCUGUCAGCCCAGUUGAGUGCUUGCCGUCUGCCACGAUUGCUGAAAUCUUCUUCCUGCAUGAGCGAGCUUUCCGUAUUGGAAUAUACACCUUGCUGCUGCUAGGAGGAAAGAACUUGAUCCCAUUGAUCAGCGCCGUCAUCAUCCAGAGUCUUGGAUGGCGAUGGGUCUUUUGGAUUGUCGCCAUAGUUGUUGGAUUUUCGGGUAUUCUCCUAUAUCUACUGGUUCCCGAGACCUUUUGGGACAGGUCUCCAGUUCCAAAGGACCGGCAGCCCAAGAAAAGGCCAAGCUUCUUCAGCAGGAGAUCUUCUCGCAACGUAGUACCACACCGGGCCCAUCAUGAGGACAGCCACCCGACGGACGCUGAGAAGGUGCUAUCAGAACCCGCUCACGACGGGAUUGAAGCUCUCCCUUCACCAACGCCAUCUCACCUUCAUCGCCACAAGGAUAUGCACGUAGGAUUUGCUCCUAGUACUAGGGCGCCAUCUGAGGAAAUUCAACGCGACGGCGAUGUGGCUCACAUAUCGGAGGCCGACCAUAAAACAUCGGACACUCUGCGCCCAGAAGACGCAAUCACUCCAAACCCCCAGUCGCCGCAAGAUGAAAAGCUCCAAGGGCAUCUUCAUCCGGCUGGCUAUUCACGACAUGACGACAUCUCCCGCGCUGAGGCAGGAGUUGCGACCCCGGACACAGCGAGCGAGAGUUUAUCACUGAGACACGUUGCUACUCGAGGACAAGUCUACACUCAUAAUCUGCGCGCGGCGCCCGCCAAAUCGUUCCGCCAGCAGCUUCAAAUUCACCACGGUAGACUCAACAACGACAAAUGGUGGAAAGUGGCUCUCCGUCCCUUUGUCUUGUACGCAUAUCCGGCCGUGCUGUGGUCAGCGGCCAUCUAUUCGUGCUCCAUUGGAUGGCUCAUUGUCAUCUCCGAGUCGGUUGCAAUCAUUUAUCGCGAGGGCAGUUACAAGUUUGGUGCCCUUGCCACGGGUCUGGUCUAUAUUUCGCCAUUCAUCGGCGGUAUUCUCGGUACAGCUGUUGCAGGUCGCAUCAGCGAUGUAAUCGUCAAGGCCAUGGCACGCCGCAACGGUGGACUAUACGAGCCCGAGUUCCGUUUGGUCAUGGCGGCACCAAUCGCCGUCACAACCGUCAUUGGCCUCAUGGGUUUCGGGUGGUCGGCCGAGGUUCAUGACCACUGGAUCGUACCAACGGUGUUUUUCGGAGUCGUGUCGUUUGGCUGUUCGCUGGGAUCCACAACGUCCAUUACGUUUUGCGUUGACAGCUAUCGACAGUAUGCCGGUGAGGCGCUGGUCACGCUCAACUUUAGCAAAAACAUCUUCCACGGCCUGGUCUUUAGUCUCUUUGUCACUGGCUGGCUCGAGACUGAUGGCUCAAAGUCCGUCUUCAUGUGGAUCGGCAUUAUACAGCUGAUAUUUGUCUUUUCGAGCAUCCCAAUGUACAUCUACGGCAAGAGAGCGAGAAUGUGGACAGUAAGACGAAAUUUGAUGGAAAAAUUCUAG